AUGGAGCUAGCAGAGUCCUCCAGCCAACUUCUUCUGGAAGCUGUCCUCUCGGAAGCUAGCUCUGCAGCCCUGGAGCACAUCGCGGAGAAGCGACCUCCUGGAGCCUGCUCCGCGAGCCUUAGCUUGACCCAAUUUGCCGCCAAGCUGCUGAAGGAGAACGAGUCAUUGAGGGCUCGAGUUCAAGAAUUGGAGUUGCCCCUUACUCCCCGCGCUCCGCUCGACCCUCUAACUGCGGACGACCCUUUGGAUUCUUAUCUUCACAUUAUAGGGGAGUCCGCUCGGUCAGCUAGGAAUCUGGCUCAGGUGUCCUCCGAAAAGAUAAAGGAAUUACAAGCGGCCCUAAAGACCAGUGAUUCAACGCUUUCCCAUUCGCCCUUUAUUCUCAGACAAGCUGCCAGUCAGAGUGCUCCAUCAGCUCCUCGCCGCCGACCCCGAUCUCCUUCUGAAGAUUCAGACUCAGAUAACCAGCCCUUAUCACACAGGUCCCGACACAGGCUUGCCGAUCUUGAUGAAGAUUCAGAUUCAGAUAACCAGCCUUUGACGCACAAGUCCCGACACAGGCCUGUUGAUCCUAAUCUAGCCUCUGGCCCCUCUUCUACUACCCAAUCUUCCCGCUCUACUCGGAUUACCGCUGAAUUCUCGGGUCCCUCUACAACUCCAGCUCCUUCAGAGAAUCCCAUGGGGGCCUCACGAGGGACGCCCUCGGUUACUCCAGAAAGAACUGCUGAAGAAUCCCAGUCGACCCCUCAGACUCACACUUCUUCCCCUUUGCCUGCUUCGGCUGCACCUCUAACUCGGAACGAGGAAGCUGGCCCCUCCGAACCAAUAACCGAGACACCAUAG
Molecule: messenger RNA, 843 nt
Organism: Zingiber officinale
Lineage: Eukaryota; Viridiplantae; Streptophyta; Magnoliopsida; Zingiberales; Zingiberaceae
Product: flocculation protein FLO11-like
Exons: 3
Coding region: 1-843 (280 amino acids)
Source: RefSeq, a predicted model, not a curated record